Messenger RNA from Diaporthe batatas, 1323 nucleotides. RefSeq lists its product as uncharacterized. The record is from RefSeq and is a predicted model, not a curated record. The transcript has a single exon. Lineage: Eukaryota; Fungi; Ascomycota; Sordariomycetes; Diaporthales; Diaporthaceae. Gene Ontology annotation, molecular function: monooxygenase activity; FAD binding. The coding region runs from base 1 to 1323 and encodes 440 amino acids.
AUGGGUUCCAGUGGCAAAGUCGCUCCUACAAAUCUGCAAGUCGGGGUCAUUGGAUGUGGUAUUGCCGGGCUUUCAGCGACAAUCGCCUUAGCUAGGGCCGGGCACGCAGUCGAGGUAUUCGAACGGUCCCGCUUCACACAUGAGAAUGGAGCCGCGCUUGUAAUCGGAGUGAAUGCCACCCGCGUCCUGGCCGGCUGGGGCUUCGAUGCCCACAAGUAUGGGGCUAUGGACUACUCCCAGCUUCGACGUUUCGACGCCAAGACCGGCGAAUUGGUCUCAACGGAGAAGUACAGUGGGAUCGAGGAGAGGUACGGGUCACGAUGGUUGAUAUUCCACCGUGCCGAUCUCCACGCAGGCCUGCUCGAGCUGGUGGAAAACCCAGCGGUGCCGUAUACCGUUGCACCAAAGAUCAAUCUGGGCACAGCUGUGUCCGACGCCGACCCUGACACCGGGACGAUCACCUUGGCAGACGGACGCACCCUCCAGAAGGACGUCAUCAUCGUCGCCGACGGCGCCCACUCAAAGCUGAUCACACGCGUGACAGGCCGCGAGGAGCCCAUCAUCAAGUCCCCCCUCUCCAUUUACCGCUUCAUGCAGCCCAUCUCAUCCAUCCUCGAGGACCCACAGGCAGGCCACUUCUACCGCGACCAGCCGUCCGGAUUCACAGCCUUCUUCGUCAGCCAGGUGGGCAGGCCCGGCGUCCUGCUCAACACGUACCCCGUGAGGGGGGAGCAGCUGCUCUACUGCGCCUUCAUGCACCCGACCAAGCCGCAGGAGCGCGACAUCGGGGACAACUGGAACGCGGAGGCGGGAUACGAGGACCUGGUGGCGGACCUGCGCGAGUUCCACCCCAGCGUCAAGGUCAUCUGCGAGGGCGCCCGGGAUAUCAAUGUCUUCACCAUCAUGAGGCGGGACCCGGUGCCCAACCUCACAAGAGGACGGGCUGUUCUCGUGGGAGAUGCUGGACACUUGAUGUUAUCGACUCAUGGGCAGGGAGCGUCGCAGGCGAUCGAGGACGCCGCUGCUUUAGAGGUCUUGUUCGGCAGCACUAUGCAGGGCAGCUGCUUGUCGGAGAAACUGGUGUUGGAUCGGGUGCAGAUGUUUGAUGACCUGCGUGGCCCUCGUGUCAAAGCAACCCAGACCCUCUCUAAUAAGAUGAUGGGCCCACCUGAGGUCAUGAUGGAGGAAUGCAGGAGGUACUACGAUGGACCAUUGCCGAGUCCGAAGGCGCAGGUCUUUUCGGAGGAGUACAACGACUGGUUUUUCAAGUACGAUGUUGGGGUCGAGGCCAAGAGCCUAUUAGAAAAAUCGGUCACGGCAUGA